CCCCCUCUUUUAAACUGAAGUGUUUGGAAAUUAUAAUGCAGGUCAGAUUGGAAUAUAGCUAAAUAUGUGAAUCGAAAUCAAGUUAUCGGUCAUAGCUAGUAACCUAGGGUACUCUGGAAGUCUUAUUAUGGUUUGACUGGACUUUUUCCUAAUUUGUUCAGACACAGUAUUUAAGUACUAUGCGACAAACUUUCAGUGCCUGUAACAGCAACGGUGAGGAAUCAUUCAGCGGUAUCUGAAUAAAUGUUACAGAAUGCGGCAUAAAUUAGCGGAUGUCUUGUUGGUACGGCUAAUGUUCGCUCGCUAGCAUCUACGAUAAACUACCUUAAAUAUUUUAAUGUUGGGAUAAGCGGAAGAAAGUCACUGCACUGCAGUGCAUCCACAUCUUCAUGGCUAGUUGUCUAUUUUUAGCUUUCAUGAAUGAGCACAACGAGAGGAUUUAAACGUCCAUGCCUCUUCCUCGUAUCCAUCUAAUACAAGACUCAAGCUGGCCUAGCUGCCUUCACACUAGCUUCGAGCUGGUGACCCGAUGGACACACACGCCAAAUCAACGCACGACACCUUGAAGGUACAACUUCUUGGCUGCUGGUAGGACAUUGAGAGGGAAAAGAAGACGUUCAAGAGGUGCACAGUUGUUUGAUAUCUGUCUGCUUCAAACAGCAAUGGACUUGAUGAGCUGUAAUAAAGGACUAAAAUGUUUUUGGUUGAUAUUUCACCUGGAUGCUGCAACACACAAGCUCAACACGAUGGACACACGCACAGGCGUGGGAGUUGUGUGUGGACACAUAGCCCUCUGAAGGACCUCUCUGCUGGACCUAAACAUACUCAUGUGGAUACAGAAAAACCCAAGUACUCUUGCAGUUGUUACCUGGGAAAUACUCAAGUACUCGUUCAAUUUUUACCUUUUUUCCCCCUUAAUUUUCAUGAACGAGUUAAGUUUUUGCUCUAAGCGCUGAACAUUCUGAUCACUGUUGGCGUGAAACAUGAGCUCUCAUUUAGGCCAGAAGUUCGCAAGUGCGCCAUUUUGUUCUUAAUCUUUGUAAUUAAAAUCUUUUAUUAGACAGGCAGUCUGUCCCUGUGGGUAUCGGGACUAGUCCUGAAGAAACUGUGGCAGAGUUUCUUUACAUUGUUUCUAUCGUUUCAUUUUCUGUUUGCUUCAUUAUUUUUGUAUACCCUUCAAGUGCCACUUGUCUUUUUCUUUCCGACUUCUCUAUGUUGACUCAUUCACUCAUGUUCACUUGAAGUUUGGGUACUUUGAAACAUGUGCGUUGUGGCUCAGUAGGAGUACUGCAAGUUAGCUAACUGGGCUUCCUGCAUCACCUACUGCCUCUGCUGCUGUUUUUCUUUUGUCUCUUUCCCUGUCCCUAAAACAUGGGGCUUAUUGGCAAUUUGCACUGAAAAGCUUGGCUUUCACUUGAAUUUUCCUUUCUUGACCAAACAUUGUCACACUCACAUACAUUUAUUUUUGAUGGAUCUAUAGAUAUUUUGUUUUGUAUAUAUUAUUAGUUUUUAUAUAUAUAUAUACACACACACACGCAUGUAUGUCAUUUAAUAUACAUAAGCACGUGCACUAUGUUGGGCAAACUCUGGCUGAAAUUGUUUCUUGAGUUUAAAGACCUUUUGUUUGUGAGUUAAUUAUAUUUAUACAACUAAGAUACCAGUUUCCUUUUUCCGCCCUGUUGUGACACGGGAGAUUGCUGUACUUUUACAAUGACAACGCCUUCCUCCUGGAGCUCAGUUGAAGGACAGAGGUUCUCUCUCUGACCUUUCCACCCAUUUGUACUUUCCUGACUACUCUCCAAUGCCAGCAGGUAUUAGCAUGGGUGGGGCUCUUGGAGACCCCUCCCCUUCCCGCCCAUUCCGUCCCAGUCGCUAUGUGCCUGUCUCUGCAGCAACAACCUUCCUUGUUGGGUCCACAACACUCUUCCUCUGCUUCACCUGUCCAUGGCUAGCCGAGCGUUUCUCUUCCUCCAUUCCUCUAUACAACAUUGUGGUCUUCCUCUUCACACUGGCCAACUUUUGCAUGGCCACUUUUAUGGACCCUGGAGUCUUUCCCAGAGCUGAGGAAGAUGAGGAUAAGGAGGAUGAUUUCCGGGCUCCGCUCUAUAAGACGGUUGAGGUGAGGGGGAUUCAGGUGCGCAUGAAAUGGUGCUCCACCUGCCGCUUUUACAGACCUCCCCGAUGCUCACACUGCUCCGUGUGUGACAACUGUGUGGAGGAAUUUGAUCAUCACUGUCCAUGGGUGAACAACUGCAUUGGCAGGCGGAACUACCGCUAUUUCUUCCUCUUCCUGUUGUCCCUCACCACUCACAUAAUGGGAGUGUUUGGAUUCAGCCUGGUCUUCGUCCUCAACAACACUACACAGCUCAACGAAGUCCACUCGGGAGUUACUAUGGCAGUCAUGUGUGUAGCUGGUCUGUUUUUCAUCCCAGUAGCAGGCCUAACUGGCUUCCACAUUGUACUGGUGGCCCGGGGGAGGACUACCAAUGAACAGGUUACAGGGAAGUUCAGAGGCGGAGUUAACCCCUUUACACAUGGAUGCUGCAAAAAUGUGUCUCAUGUGCUCUGCAGCUCCCAGGCCCCCAGGUACAUGGGACGGUUGCGAUACACUCAGACCCUUCAGGUCCAGCCUCCAUUUCUGCGGCCUCCACUCUCAGAAACACAGCUUGCUGCUAAAGUCCUGGACAAUGGAAUCCAGCAGUCUAAGAGCAGUUUAGAGGGCAUGGAAAGCCAGUCUACAGAUGCUGAACCUCCGCCACCACCUAAACCAGAGCACAGAUACCAAGGGCUGCCUCACACACACAAUGAAGAGAGCAGCCUGCUGACUGAAGCACCACCCACACCUUCGUUAUAUAAAUAUCGACAAGCUUAUAGCAGUCCAGAAAAAAACCAUAAAGCCUUAACACAUUCCACAAAGAUGACUCAGGGGGAAAGUUUGGUGGAGUCCCCCUCCAUUGCUCUCUCUUCUGGGCGUCCCAGCUACCGAUCAGACCCCAGUCUAUCAGGCCGGGGGGGUGUAGGAUGGCGAGUGGGAGGUGGAGGGGAAGGGGGCAGAGCAGGCUCGGGAGGGCUGGGUGGGGCCUCAACAAUGGGUGGGAGGUCUUAUCCCUCCUUCACAGACACUCUCCUCCAAUCAACAGCAGUCUCCUGUUCCUCUAGCAUCCGCUCUGCACACACAGCCCACAAUGCCCUGGGACCCCUCCUCUCAGAGGGAACAACCUCUACCAGUUAUAAGAGCCUGGCCAAUCAGACGCGAAAUGGCAGCUUGUCCUAUGACAGCCUGCUAACACCCUCAGAGAGUCCAGAGUUUGAAUCUGCUGCUCCUGAGCUGUCUCCGUCCAGGCCACAGCCCUCACACUCACUCAGCACCACCCCACUGGGGCCACCCCUAAUGGGUUACUCCUCCCCUUUCCUGUCUGCUCAGCAGAGGGAGGGCUCUCUCCAGGCCUGCCCUGCCCCCCUAAGACCCUCCCCCAACAGACCUUUUCUGCACCCCACAAGCCCACCCCCUUCCCGAGCUCCUCCCUUGUCACCUUGUGCUCGCUCAUUGGGCUCCCCACCUUCUGGUCCCGCCCCUGGCAACAACCCCCUGGGCAAAUCGCUGUCCUACACAGGUGAAGGCGAGUUACAGCAACACCCAACUAACACAGGUGGCGGGACUUCCAUGCCAAACUCUACCACUAGGCAAAGCCUGGCCAAUCUCAGCACCCAUGCACAAAAACCUGGGGGAGGGGUGAAGAAAGUGACUGGUGUCGGCGGAACGACCUAUGAGAUUUCCAUAUGAAUGGCUGGCACCUGAUCCACAGGAUUCACUCUGCAGACCUGUCCCUUCUGGGAGGACAGACAGAGAGCAGUUCAAGCAGAUAAGCCAAAAUAAAUAAAUAAAUAAAUAAAAGUACAAAGGCUUCAUGGAAAUUGUGACAGAAGACUUUAACAGUUAGAUUCAACAAUUAACCAGUCUGAGAGGAAGAACGUGAAGAAUGUGGAUGGGUGAAGAAGAGGCCUACUGGCCUUGGUUUCUCAAUCUCCAUAUGGUACAUCAAUCUUCACAAAUUCUUUUACAUAUUUAAACAAUCAUUACCAGUUUUAAAUCUGUGGAACUGUUGGAUCUCUGGAGGCUGGUUUUGUUCCUUGCCGACCUUAUAUGUGAUAUUGUGAAAUUGCAACCAGCUGCUGGCUAAUGACUGAUGGCCCAUAGAAAUGGAAAUCACAGAACUCUUGCAAGAAAACCUCAAUUGCUAUGAAUGACUGUUACUCAGCCCACAGCCUCCAUCUUGACUUCUGUUUUAAUUUGUCUUUUUUUACUUUCUUUAUUUCUAAAUAUUGUUUUAUACAGGUACAGAUACAAUAUAUCAUAAGAAUUAUUGAAUUACUGUUUGAUAGGAAUGCAAGCCAAUUAUAGUAGCAAAUAGGCAUGUGAGGUCUGACCACUUUGGGGGUGAAGCUCUUUGUUGGAUGUAUUUGAUGGCUGCAUCAGCCAGUCAGAACCUGAACUUGGAUUCUUAGCCAAAGAGACAAGUCUGGACCAUGUUUUGACUGUCAGUAUACUUGACAAAUAGGAGUGAAAUGUAAUCUAUAAAUUAUUAGAGCACAAUUUUCAUUGUGACUGAAGGCAAUAGGAGUAUCUGAAUGCUGAAGAGCAAUUGUGCAAGAUGAAUGGCUGCAUCAUUUGUUUCCUGUCCAUUCACCAAACAAGAGCUAUGAUCCUUUUCACAUGGCCUAGGCUGCCAGUCCCAGGAGAAUAAGAGCUGGUCUGAGCACAUGCUGGGUAUACAGAACCCCAGAGACUGGGGAUUGAGAUAAGCAACUCUUUGUCAAUCGAUUGUAUUUUUUAUUUUAUUUUUUUUAAUGGGCAGUUGUUUCUGUCAAGAGCCAGAGUACGAGUAUGCAGAUAGAUGGUCAUUAGUGCCCUUAAGGUCUGAAAACUCAGUUUGGAGUGAGAGGGUGGAUGUGUGUGUGUGUGUGUGUGUGUGUGUGUGUGUGUGUGUGUGUGUGUGUGUGUGUGAGUGAGAAAGAAAGAAAGAGACCGGAAAAGAGAUUGGCAUACUUUUUGAUGUCUAUAAAACUUUUACAGGUGAACAUUCCAACUUUUACCUUGUUCAGAGACUCUGCUUAGCAUCUGCCUUUAUGUGUGUGUGUGUGCGCGCAGAGAAGGAGAGUGGAAGAGUGAAGAUUUGAGUGGGCAGGUGUAUAUGAACAUUCAUGCUUAGCUUUGAGAUGUGAGUACCAGUGACUGGUUUAUGUAAGAUAUAAAGAGCUUAUGCAGUGUCAUACGAAAGUAUUUUUAUUAAUGAUCUUUUGUCAUUUCCAACAUGGCCUUAUGAAGCCUUUUUAACUGUAUUUUGGGUUCUGAAGAGUUCUACCUGCAUGCCUGUUAACAGAACACAAGAUGGAAUGACAGGAAGGAGAGGAGAGAUGGAUGUAUUGAGUUCUGUGGGUGGAGAUUUUCUACCCUUCUGUAUUCUUUUAAUUCUGGUGAAACUGGGUCAUGUGAGCUGACACAUUUCCAACAGAACAAUAAAUAAUACUGCAACACUGAAA
This is a messenger RNA of Electrophorus electricus (electric eel), 5541 nucleotides long. It is a transcript of the gene zdhhc5b, whose product is annotated as zDHHC palmitoyltransferase 5b. The record is from RefSeq and is a predicted model, not a curated record. Lineage: Eukaryota; Metazoa; Chordata; Actinopteri; Gymnotiformes; Gymnotidae. Gene Ontology annotation, biological process: protein palmitoylation. Gene Ontology annotation, molecular function: palmitoyltransferase activity.